Messenger RNA from Belonocnema kinseyi, 1701 nucleotides. RefSeq names its product solute carrier family 35 member E2A-like. NCBI's taxonomy places the organism in Eukaryota, Metazoa, Arthropoda, Insecta, Hymenoptera, Cynipidae. The coding region runs from base 485 to 1597 and encodes 370 amino acids. Gene Ontology annotation, cellular component: Golgi apparatus. The record is from RefSeq and is a predicted model, not a curated record. The transcript has 5 exons. Gene Ontology annotation, molecular function: antiporter activity.
CUAGAAACACUAACAGUAAAUUGCGUGUCGUGAUUUUUUUCACUGAUAAGGAUAAGGCUUGGACACGAAUCUUUUCUUUAGUUUUCAGCAACUAUCCACGCGGCACGAUUUACAUCAAAUUGAGCACUUCAUUGAAUUGUACGAUAUUGUGUUUACAACAACUUUUCAAACCAUUCAAAUAAUGUGUCAGAUUUUCAUAUUGUCACCGAUUUCCGGAUUAAAAAUGCCCAUACAUUUAAAAUGAUUAUGCUGAGAAAGGCGAAGGUUAGUAAUAACAGUAGCAAACUUUAUGCCGGACUGCGUAAAACACAGAUCAAAUGCUCCAAGGGAGAUUAAACAUUUUUUCGAAUAUAACCUCAAAAUAGAGAUAAACGAUAUUCAUGCAUAACGGACUUCGGCAUGAGCCAGGAAUCAAAAUAUUUAAAAUCGCUCAUAAAUUUCGGCACUCGUUUCAAAGAUUUUGUUCAGUUCUGACCAGAGGAUCAUGGAAAAUCAUUCGGUUCGUAUGAAUACGAACUAUUUGCAAGUUCCUCUCGAUAAUGAAGACCUGUUAGUAGUGUCGGAAAAUCACAGCAAACACUACAUGGAACAUAAAAAAAGAGAAGAAGAAUUAGUCCUGACUGCGGACAAUAAAGGUGGUUUAUCGAAUCCUAGGGCUUUAUUGUUUUUAAUACUAUGGUACGUCUUCAGUGGCUGCACGCUAUUUUUGAACAAAUACAUCCUUUCGUACAUGGAAGGCGAUCCUACGAUUUUGGGUGCAUGUCAGAUGCUGAUGACAGCAAUUUGCGGCUUUAUACAGAUGUACUUUCCUUGUGGAAUGUACCGAGCAAGUUCUCGGUUGAUGAGGCCUCCUGGUUUUUACAGACACAUGACAUUGGUUGGCUGCACCAGGUUCAUGACAGUAGUAUUAGGACUCGUAUCCCUUAAUUAUGUAGCAGUGAGUUUCACCGAAACCAUAAAAAGUAGCGCGCCUCUAUUUACCGUCCUCAUUAGCAGAUAUUUAUUAGGUGAACACACCGGCCUCUAUGUGAAUUUAUCUUUAAUUCCCGUAAUGGGCGGAUUAGCUCUAUGCUCAGUGAAUGAAAUUAGCUUCGAUCUCAGAGGAUUCAUAGCUGCCAUGGCCACCAAUUUGACUGAAUGUCUGCAGAACGUUUAUUCUAAAAUGUUAAUCAGCGGUGAUAAUUUUAAGUACACGCCUGCAGAACUGCAAUUUUAUACUAGCCUAGCAUCGGUGGUGGUGCAAAUUCCAGCAUCAAUUUUACUAGUCGACAUACCGGCUCUUGAAAAUACGUUCAGUCUAAGACUUUUCUCAGCCUUUGUAUUAAAUGGAAUUUUCUUCCACUUUCAAAGUAUUACAGCUUACGUACUUAUGGACUACAUCAGCCCUGUCACUCAUAGUGUGGCCAACACAGCGAAGCGAGCAUUUUUAAUUUGGCUCUCAGUGCUCCUAUUUAACAACUCUGUAACCGGCUUAUCAGCACUCGGAACGUCCUUGGUGAUCGCCGGGGUAUUGUUGUACAAUCGAGCUCAAGAAUACGACAAACUGAAGCUCACGACUCUCAGGCUUCAGAAAUCAGCAAAAAUCAACUUACAAUGACGCUAGAAUAUCGAGCUUGAAACAUUCUACUAGGAUUAAGAAAAUACUGUUUAUAACAGUCUUUGAAACAGGAUUAGUAUUUAUAAAUCAAGGCGUAUUUAAUA